Molecule: messenger RNA, 2720 nt
Organism: Pimephales promelas (fathead minnow)
Lineage: Eukaryota; Metazoa; Chordata; Actinopteri; Cypriniformes; Leuciscidae
Source: RefSeq, a predicted model, not a curated record
GUGGCCAUAAAGUCCAUCCGUAAGGAGAAGAUUAAAGACGAUCAGGAUCUGAUCCACAUUCGGCGGGAGAUCGAGAUCAUGUCGUCGCUCAGCCAUCCUCACAUCAUCUCCAUAUAUGAAGUGUUCGAGAACAAGGAUAAGAUCGUGAUCGUGAUGGAGCUGGGCAGUAAAGGAGAUCUGUACGACUACAUGAGCGAGAGACAGCGCAUCUCUGAGGCCGAAGCCCGACUCUUCUUCAGACAGAUCGUCUCUGCCGUGCAAUACUGCCAUCGCAACGGGAUUGUUCAUCGUGACCUGAAGCUGGAGAACAUCUUGCUGGACGACGACGGCAAUAUAAAAAUCGCGGACUUCGGGCUGUCGAACCUGUACCGGGGCGACCGGUUCCUGCAGACGUACUGCGGCAGCGCCCUCUACGCCUCGCCCGAGAUCGUGAACGGCCGGCCCUACAGGGGCCCGGAGGUGGACAGCUGGUCCCUGGGCGUGCUGCUCUACACGCUCGUCCACGGAGCCAUGCCGUUCGACGGACACGACCACAAGCAGCUGGUGCAGCAGAUCAGCAGCGGGAACUACCGCAGACCCGCCAGACCGUCCGACGCGUGUGGUUUGAUCCGCUGGAUGUUGAUGGUGAACCCAGACCGUAGAGCUACGCUGGAUGAGAUCGCGGGUCACUGGUGGCUCAACUGGGGCUAUCAGCUCCCCCUGCAGGCUCAGAACGACACCGCAGCGGUGUGUCCGACACAUGUAGCGUCUCAAACCAGCGGCCCGACUCGCAUCGCCGACUGGCUACGCCGCACCUCGCGCCCUCUCCUGGAAAACGGUUCUAAGAUGCGUUGCCUAUUGCGUACGGGCGGAGGAGAACCAGUACAGCGACAGCGCUCAAUACGCAGGUCGCGCAAAGAAAACAACGUUUCGCAAACAAUGCAGGAAUCACCUCGCCCGUUUAAAGGCAUCCUGAAGAAGCGUGGAAGUCUAAAACAGAAACUGGCCCCCGGGGACUCCCAGGCUACGCCCUUGGAGGAGAAAACCAACAACUCUUUGGCUCCGCCUCCUCCGCCUAAAGGCAUCCUGAAGAAGCCUUCCGAAGGCGAGUCGGGAUACUACUCCUCAUCCCCGGAGGGAAGUUACGACUCCGGGCAGACUCUCGGGAACGCGUCGCCUGCACAGAACCGCAAGGGAAUCCUCAAACGCCACGGCAAGUUUUCCGGAGGACUCCAGGGAUUCGGAUCUCUGGAUAAGCUCUCGCCGUCCGUGCCCUCGGUGGUCAACAAGUCCCGACCGAGAGGAGCAAUCAGCGAGGACAGCAUUCUCUCCUCCGAGUCUUUCGACAGACUGGACCUUCCCGAUCGGGAGAUUCCCAACGCUCCGAUGGAGAGGCGAAGAAUGCGAGGAUGCGUAUCCGCUGAUAAUCUCCUCGACUUAAGAGAGGACGGGCCAGGGACUCUGCUCAAGGGACACUGGGAAAUGGACGUAGCUUGCUAUCGUGCGGGAGUGUCCGAUAGCGUGUUUUCAAUCUCCGACUGCGAGAACGUCACUCGGACUUACAAGCAAGCCUUGGGAGCGACUGCCAGCUAAGACGGACAACGACGAAUCAGCAACUCGGCUGUGCCUAGAAAGGGAAACAAAACAAGGAAAGCGUUCCUUGAACGGCUUCAGGCCAGACAGGAAGUGGGUCUUCAAGAGGACAGGAAGUCCUGCGUGAGGGGAAACAUUUCAUUCCGAGGGAACGGGAGAUUUUUGGUGCGUUUGCAACCAAAACCGCUUUUAUAAUGUAGACUUGAUUUGAGAAAAGUGCCUUUUGUUUUGUCAAAUGAUCAACAACUAACUUGUUAUCCUUUGAGAUGUUUGACGGUCACAUGACUGUUUAGGGUGUCGGCUAGACAAAAAGUGCCAAAGAUCCAUCGUGAAUUUGUUUUAAAGGUGAAUAUUGGUGGUAGAUGACAAUAAUGUACAAGAACACGUGCAGGAAAACUCAAAACGGCUCAAUUUGAAAAGAUUGCCUUAAGCUUUCCUUAAGAUCGUUCCCGCCGAAUUUCUGACCUUUUAGGGUCAAAAAGUACCAAAGACGCACUGUGAACUUAGAUCAUGUUUGUUUUAAAGGUGAAUAUUGCUGGUAGAUGACAAAAAUGUACAAGUACACGAGCAAAAACUCAAUUGGCAAAGAUCGACUAAAGUGUUUAAGAUCGUUCCCGCCAAUUUUUGAGUUUUACAACAUGCCAUUAUUGACACGUGUGCGACGGAUACAGUAAACUACUGUCUUUUUAUGACUUUAUGUAGUCUAGACAUGUUUAAAUUGUGCAGAUAGGAGUUUAUUAGGAUGGUGAAGUGCGCCGUGACCUCCCCACACAAUAGGAUUACACUAAAAGUGGAUUUUUUGUCUCCGAAUCCUUUUGAGAAAUGUGUUGAAAUGGUUUUGGGCAUCUAAACGUUUACUUCCAGUGGUAAAGGCAAGUUACGAGUGGGAAAGAGUGAUAUUUCAGUGUCAUAACAGGGUGUUUAUCAGUAAAUCUGCUUGUCUUGAGUGUCUAAACUCUUCAUACAGUAUUGGUAAGAGUCCAUUAGAGAUCUUGUCAGGGGUUUUAAUGGUUAUUAAGGGUUUUCUUCUGUUUGGUGCCAUAUUUGUUUGAGUUUCUGUAUGUUUAUUUGCCAAAGUGCCUGCUCUAUAAGCCCUGACGUCUGCUUGAAUCAGUGGACCAAUAAAACAGCACAAAUUAAGUUGAAAA